Clunio marinus is the source of this 3463-nucleotide messenger RNA. NCBI's taxonomy places the organism in Eukaryota, Metazoa, Arthropoda, Insecta, Diptera, Chironomidae. The record is from the annotation of a GenBank genome assembly.
AAAUGUUUCAUUUUGAUGGAUCUUUUAAGAGAUCGCCAAUACAGAAUCUUGGUGGAUCGUCAGUGGAAACAGAUCGACAAACGCUCAUAAAAAAAGCUCAAAUCGAACGAAAGAAACGCGAAGAGAUUCGAAAAAAAGAGGAAAAUUCUUUAAAAAUUCAAUCGAGCUUUCAUAUAAGACAACUUAUAAAACAGAAAGAAAGAACAAGUUACGAGGACUACCUGAAAGUAAAGGGGCUUAAAAAUUUUGAUGAUCUUGAGUUUUUACUGAAGCGAUUACUGUAUUAUUAUGAGCUGGAAGACGCUGAUAAACUUAUUUUCAUCUGCCAGUUUAUUAUUAAGAAUCUUCAAGAACUCUUCACGAUCCUUCUGCAGUCUAAUGAUGAGCUGAUAAAACUUCAAUGGCGCUUCAGGAUUCAAAAGCUCUUAGUUCUUUGUGUCAGACAAAUUUUCUCAUCAUCUUCAUCAAUCGCCAUUCCACUGAGAAUUAUCGAAAUUUUCACAUCCUUCGAGUUAAUUAUGUGGAAUAAUCCUGUGAAAUCAAAUGAUCAAACUGUGGUGAUAUUUCUUAAGCGUCUCUUCUCUUUCUUAAUUGAUAAAAGUUACUUCACAAAUGUAAGAAAAAUGCUCGAGAAUAAAAUCCCGGAAAAUACCUACGACGAAGUCACAACGCGACCUCAUAACGAAAUCGCUCGCAUGCUUCUCGAGAUGAUUGAACGACCAUUAAAACUUGUUAAAACGUUCAGUGCUGAUCCUACUUUCGAUUCAAAAGUUCUAUCUUCAUUCACAAGUGAGAUUCUUACCAAAGAUUUCUCAAACACAAUCAGCAAUUUCAUAGUUCCUUCUCUCGGAUCAAAACCUGACUUCCCAUUUAUUAAACUUAUUCGUUUCUUACAUGACAUACACACUGAGAAAUUAUGUAGAAACCAAUCGAUCGAUUUGACAUCACCUGAAAAUGAUAAUCAUCGUCAAAUUAUCCAAGAGCAUAAACACGUAAAGUUCAACGGUUUUCUACUUUAUUCACUUCUCAAACUUGAUGCAAUGUUUCUCAGUGACGUUAUCAAUCAAAAUUGUUUGUCACUUUACCUUGUUGUGAUUGAAGCAAUGAUAGGAAACAUCAGUCGAUUACCAAAACCUAAUCAAUAUUCUGGUUUUAAUUUCGAUGACGAUGAUGUUGUUCAAGAUUUAUCAGACUCUGACGACGAUUCAGUUGAUGGUGAUGAAGAAAUGCAACCACAAUGUGAACGUCUGAUUCUCUCUGACAUUAUUGUCAUGAUUAAUGAACAAAAUCGUGUUGGAAAAAUUGUCAAGAACAUUGACGGUCUCCUCUAUAAACCUGAAGUUGUGCAUAGUUUGUGUCAAGUAGCUCACAGUUUGAUGAUUUAUAAUCGUUCAGCAAUCAAUGAAUACAGACUUUUAGACAUGUUGGCGUUUAAGCCGGAAUUCAUAAGGACACUUUGGUACACACUUUUAACAACCAAAACACAAAAGAAUCAAGUUUUAAUAAGCAUUCUUUCGAAAGGAAUUCAAAUUCCACCAUCAGAAAGUUCAUUCGUGGUUCCAAUUCUUGCAACAUUUUGUGCACUUUUUGGUCGACUUCUCUCGACACUUCAUGAUGGUGAAUUCUUCUAUUGUACCUUUGAAGCUAAUGAAUCAAUGGGAAUUGAUUGCGACAUUGAACCGAUCGAGAACAAAGUGAUGCCAUUUCAUAUCAAAGACAUCAUUCACAUGUCGCUGGCUUUGAAAGAAAUUGCGAUUGGUCUUGUUGAACUUGCAUUCCCAGAGACACGAUCAGCAUUGAAAGAUCAUUACAGGAAUAUUUUUAAUGAUUCUGAUGAUACAGUCAACAGAAUGAAUCAAGAGAAAAUCAUUUGGUCGCAAUUAUUGAAAGUUUGUGUGUCGCUUCUUCGUCAACUUCAUACACGUGACUUGCGUUGUAAUUUUUGUCCAUCUGACAAUUGGAUUGCACCGACUUUAAAUAUACCAUUAGAUCGGCCGAAUGACUUACAUUUUUCAAGUCGAAGACGAGGUCCCAAACCUUUCCAACCAAUUCGUGAUUUUACAAGAAAGAAUCUUGAAGAAGGCCCACCAAUGUCAACAAAACAAAUCAGAUCAAUAACAAUUCUUAAAGAGAUUCCAUUUGUUGUUCCAUUUAACAAACGUUUUGAAGUGUUGCAAGGUUUAUUAGCUGCUGAGAAGUUGAGAAGUCAAGGAGAAAUGCAAGGAUUCUUGCAAGGCCCACAAACCCAUCUGACAGUUCGUCGAACGCAUCUUUAUGAAGACGCUUUCGACAAAUUAUCGCCAGAGAAUGAACCAAGUCUUCGUACACGAUUUCGUGUUCAAAUGAUUAAUGAACAUCAACUUGAAGAGGCUGGAAUUGAUGGUGGUGGAAUAUUUCGUGAAUUUUUAAGCGAAUUAAUUAAAAGCGCUUUUGAUCCUAAUCGAGGAUUCUUUAUUUUGACAAAGGACAACAUGUUGUACCCAAAUCCAAGUGCCAGCGUAAUUCAGGAGAACUACCAGCGUCAUUAUUACUUCAUUGGUCGAAUGUUAGGUAAAGCAUUGUUUGAAAAUCUUUUGGUUGAGCUUCCAUUGGCUGAGUUCUUCCUUUCGAAACUUGCUGGACGUCAAUCAAAUAUCAUUGACAUUCAUCAGUUAACGUCAUUAGACCCCGACAUGCAUAAAAACUUAAUGAAACUAAAAAGCUAUGACGAGAACGAUUUUAAAGAUCUUGGAUUAGAUUUUACUGUCGUUUGUGAUGAUCUUGGUGACACAAGAGUAGUGGAAUUGAAACCUGAUGGUGCAAACAUUACUGUUAAUUCAAGUAAUUGGAUUGAAUACAUUCAGAUGAUGGCUGAUUUUAAACUGAAUCGUCAGAUUAGGGAACAAUGUCAAGCUUUCCGGCAAGGUUUGACAAAUGUCUUGCCAAUCUCAUGGCUUUACAUGUUCAACACCAAGGAAUUGCAAGUUCUUAUUUCUGGUGCGGAAAUUCCUGUCGAUGUUGACGAUUUAAUGAAUCAUACGAGAUAUGGUGGUGAUUACAAUUCUGACCAUAAAACUGUGAAAAUGUUUUGGAAAGUUGUGCGAACAUUUGAUGAUGAUCAACGACGACAACUUUUAAAAUUUGUGACGAGUUGUUCGCGACCACCGCUUCUUGGCUUCAAAGAUCUCGAUCCACCAUUUUCAAUUCAGAAUAGUGGCGACGAUUUAAAUCGUCUGGUGACAGCUUCGACUUGUUUAAAUCUUCUGAAGCUUCCAGAAUACACGGAUGAGAGUCAAUUACGUGAAAAGCUGUUAUAUGCCAUUCAAAGUGGUGUUGGAUUUGAACUGAGUUAAAUUUCUUUCUCCCAAUUUCAAUUUUAUUUGUAUAAAUGAGAAUGUCACGAAACUUUGAAAUUGAAUAUUUUUCUUGUGGUAAAAGCAACAAAAAAAUUAUACUUUAAUAAAAUUUUAAAUUAUUAAAAGAA